AUGCAGGGUAGUGAGGUAUUUAAACAAAUUGAAAAUGCUGCUCUACGAGGAGUGAAGAUUAGAAUAGCUCAAAACUCUGCAGGUCAAUUUGGGCCUCUUGAUGAUUUAGAAUUUUUACAAAGAAAGGGUUUUUUAAUUCUAAUUUGUUACAAACAAUUUUUUAAAUUUUUAGGUUUAGUUACUGUUCAAAUUCUAAAUUUUACAAAACUUUUUGGAAGUGGAAUUUUGCAUAGCAAACUUUGGAUUGUUGACAAUCAACAUUUUUAUUUAGGUUCUGCUAAUAUGGAUUGGCAAUCAUUAACAGAAGUUAAAGAAUUGGGAAUUUUAAUGAAAAAUUGUUCCUGUCUAGCUUGGGAAUUUAACAAAAUUUUUAGUGUUUAUUGGCGUGUUGGGCAAGAACAAAAAAUUCCUUCUGUAUGGCCAGUUUCUUUACAAACAAAGUUUAAUUUAAACCAUCCACUUCAAUUACGUUUUAAUUCAUCAAUGCCUGCAAAUGUUUUUGUCAGUCAUUCACCUAGUGUAUUAAAUCCAAAAGGAAGAGAACACGAUUUAAUGGCAAUAAUUGGUUUAAUGAAUAAAGCAAAACAAAAAAUAAAAAUUGCUGUGAUGGAUUAUUUACCAAUAACUUUAUUUAUGAAAGAAAAUAAUACUUUUUGGCCAGCAAUAGAUGAUGCUAUAAGAACAGCGGCAUUUAGAGGUGUUCAUGUACAAAUGCUUAUUAGUAUAUGGCCUCAUUCUAAAAAAGAAGCUAUUCCUUAUUUGCGUUCUUUAUUACAAAUUAAUGAAGCAUUACCAAAGAGAGGGAGUAUUUCUAUUAAAUUUUUUCGUGUUCCAGUCAGUCCAGAACAGGCCAAACUUAAAUUUGCUCGUGUUAAUCACAACAAAUAUAUGGUGACGGACGGAGCUGCUUGGAUUGGUUUUUUAAAUUUAAUUUUGUUAUUAAAAUAA
Molecule: messenger RNA, 948 nt
Organism: Meloidogyne enterolobii
Lineage: Eukaryota; Metazoa; Nematoda; Chromadorea; Rhabditida; Meloidogynidae
Source: the annotation of a GenBank genome assembly